AUGCUUAUCUCAAGGGAAGCGCCAAAUGGUGAAAAAUAUCUGGAAAUAAACAAAGAGCGCGGAGCAGUGUUGGCGACUAAAAACCAUCAAGGUGGCCUAGAUGAUAAAGAAGAUGAGUCAAACGGAAAAAUAUUUGAAAGACCAGGCUCAAAACGCUGCCCAGUGAAACUCAUCGAGAAAUACCUGUCACAUCUGAGUCCCAAAUGCAGCAGUUUAUUCCAGAAACCAAGAAGCUCGUGCAAAGCGUUUAACCCAGCAACGGAUCUUGUGUGGUACUGCUCGAGUCCACUUGGCCACAACACGCUUGAAAAUAUGCUACGAAGAAUGACAUCAAGAGCUGGAAUAAAGCCACAUCUAACAAACCACUCGAUCAGAGCGACCACCGUGACGGUUUUGUCAGCUGCAAACGUCGAGAGUCGGUACAUCAGGGCAAUAACCGGCCACCAAAGUGAAGAAAGCAUCAAGAGCUAUUGUGAUACGCCGACAUUCGAGCAGUUUAAAAGAAUGUCAAACGAGCUAAGUGAAUUCUUCGAUCCAGCUGGUGACGAUGACAAGGCUGUUACAGUCCCUCAGUAAACCGUUGCGUCGUCAUGGAGCCAGCCGCAAUCAGUAGCUACGAGCACUGCAAAUUAUUCCUUCCAGUCCAUUCAAGAUGGAUCACAAAAUCUUGUCCAUGGCUUCAUUCCCGGAGCCACGUUCCAUAACUGUAAUCUCAACUUUAAGGUGAGCUUUGGAGGAAGCAGCAGCAAAUAA
Messenger RNA from Porites lobata, 753 nucleotides. Lineage: Eukaryota; Metazoa; Cnidaria; Anthozoa; Scleractinia; Poritidae. The record is from the annotation of a GenBank genome assembly.